Messenger RNA from Oncorhynchus keta (chum salmon), 5896 nucleotides. RefSeq names its product FH2 domain-containing protein 1-like. NCBI's taxonomy places the organism in Eukaryota, Metazoa, Chordata, Actinopteri, Salmoniformes, Salmonidae. The coding region runs from base 1183 to 4668 and encodes 1161 amino acids. The record is from RefSeq and is a predicted model, not a curated record. The transcript has 12 exons.
GAUAGAAAUGCAUGAAUAGAGGCGACGUGAUUCCUUAUUCUACAUGUCAGAGUGGCAUGUUUGUUCUACUUAACAUAUUUAUAUCUGAAUGUUCCAAAACGUCCAGAUAAAUGUGUCCCUGGGCAAAUCAAGGACGUCGCGGCGGGCAUGCGCGUUCCUUCAGCGCUGGGAAAGUUUUCCUGCAAAUUGAGCGGAGCAGAGGGAGAACACUUGAAACUGCGGAGCAGCACAAUGCAUUGGCUUGAGUGAGGAGGCAAGCAACAGAGAACGAAAUAAAACAAUACGUUUUUCAUUGAAGUUUACAACAAUAAAUAAGGAUUUGUAAAAUACUUUUUGGCAACAACUUUGUAAAGUUGGAUAUCGCAUCAUAACGCACUGUAAGUAGCAUAUGGUUUUGUUUUUAGGGAUUUUGUUGCAGGAAAAAAUUGGAAAUAACCAUGAGAGGAUUACGAUUAACCGGGGAAUUGCAAGGCAUUCUAGGAUUGGAGAGACUGAGACUUGCACCACUGUGAGAAGAAAAUAGAGAAAAGGACACACCUUGGUUGAUUAGAGACAUUAAAGCUACAGCCUAACUAGCCGCCAUACCUUACAUCUCAAUAUCCAUCUAUCUAUGUUGAACACUGGCUAUCUGCAAUGCUAGUCCACAACCAGUCCCAGUCCUAAACCCUAGUUGAGCCCUAUCCUAACUCCCAACUAGCAACUAUGCUCCUCAACCAGUCCUAAACCCUAGUUGAGCCCUAUCCUAACUCCCAACUAGCCUCUAUGGUCCUCAACCAGUCCUAAACCCUAGUUGAGCCCUAUCCUAACUCCCAACUAGCCACAAUGCUCCUUAACCAGUCCUAAACCCUAGUUGAGCCCUAUCCUAACUCCCAACUAGCCUCUAUACUCCUCAACCAGUCCUAAACCCUAGUUGAGCCCUAUCCUAACUCCCAACUAGCCUCUAUACUCCUCAACCAGUCCUAAACCCUAGUUGAGCCCUAUCCUAACUCCCAACUAGCCUCUAUGCUCCUCAACCAGUCCUAAACUCUAGUUGAGCCCUAUCCUAACUCCCAACUAGCCUCUAUGCUCCUCAACCAGUCCUAAACUCUAGUUGAGCCCUAUCCUAACUCCCAACUAGCCUCUAUGCUCCUCAACCAGUCCUAAACUCUAGUUGAGCCCUAUCCUAACUCCCAACUAGCCUCUAUGCUUAUCAACCUAACCGUGUCCGUCAAGGAGUCCCGUGCCUUUCAUGGAACGCCACCCGCCAGCCCUCGCGGUGUUGCACCCCUUGUCUUGGAAGUGACAGCUAUGGACACCCUUCCUGGCCUUACCUCUGCUCCCCUAACCCAAACCCCUCCUCCGCCCCCUCCUCCGCCCCCUCCUCCGCCCCCACCUCCCUCCACCUCCUGCUCCUCUCCUCUGACCCGUAUGGACUCGGCCCAUCGCAGCCGGCUGAGGAAACUGAACUGGGAGCAGAUCCCUAAGGAGAAGGUGGAGGGGAGGAAGAGUGUCUGGAGUGGAGCGGCUACGGAGGAGGAAGAGUUCCCUAUAGACCUCCACUCUCUGGAUGAGCUGUUUGGACAGAAGGACAGUAAACCUCAGGACCGAGCCAGGAGUUUGAGACGCAGGUCUGUGCUGAUGCGAUGCAGUUCACCCCAGGACAACACCACAGAUAAGGUCUCACUACUGGACUCCAAACGCAGUAUGAAUGUUGGAAUAUUUCUACGACAGUUUAAGACGGCUGUCCAGGAGAUAGUGGAGGAUAUCCGGCAGGGGUUCGGGACCCGCUAUGGGGCCGAGAAACUGUCCGAGCUCUGCAAACUGCUGCCUGACGCAGACGAGGAGGCUCGUCUGAAGAGGUUCAAGGCCGAACGUAGUGGGCUUGGGGAGCCUGACCUCUUCAUGAUUCUACUAGUGGAAGUCCCCAGCUUUCGUCUGCGUCUGGAUGCCAUGAUCCUGCAAGAGGAGUUUGACCCUGCCGUGACCUCUCUCUGUUUGGCGGCCAGAUGUCUGAGGGAAGCGGCCAGAGAGCUGUUGAGCUGUCCUGAGCUGCACUCCAUCCUCCGUCUGGUUCUGAAGGCAGGAAACUACAUGAAUGCUGGUGGGUACGCAGGCAACGCAGCAGGGUUCCGAAUCCCAUCCCUGCUCAAGCUGGCCGACACUAAAGCCAACAAACCAGGCAUGAACCUCCUGCACUUUGUGGCCAUGGAAGCCGUGAAAAAGGACCAGAGUUUACUGUCGUUUCCCGGCCAACUAGGACACGUCGGCCCCGCCUCCAGGUUGUGUGAGGAGUCGGUAGUAGAGGAUCUCUCCAGGCUCCACAGGCGUGUGGCAUCCCUCAGGAUCAGUGUCCAGACGGAGGCAGAGAUCCAGCAGCUCACGCAGCCUUUCCUGGAGGUGGCAGAGGAGCGUCUGAAGGAAGCAGAGGAUGAAGUGGAGGGGAUGAGGAUGUCCAGUCAGGCUCUGGUCCAGUUCUUCUGUGAGGAUGACAGCACUUUUAAACUGGAGGAAGCCUGCAGGGUCUUCCACUCCUUCUGCCUUCGCUUCCAAAGAGCCGUACAGGAAAACGCUGAGCGGGAACAGAAGGAGCAGAAACGGAUGGAGCGAGAGAUGGUGGAGAAGCGUCGCUCCGUGGCCGUGUGUACAGGGCUGGACCUGGACCUGGCUGUGGCUACGGGUCGGGUGUCCCCACCGGGAACCCAGGAGAACCAGAAUGACCUAGAGAAAACCCUUGAGAACCUGAGCCACACCUGGAGCCGGCGCAGCCUUAGAACCCAGGAGAACCGCAGGCACUCCCACCACCUCCAGAACUACACCUCCGUUCCUAUUCAGACAUCCCCGGGUUUGGUUAGAAACACAUCCCCCCAACUCCACCUUAGCUCCUCCAACCUCCAGACCUCUCCAGGGCUACCCUGCCCCACCUACCCCAACCAGGAGAGACCAUCCCUGGGGACCGAGACCAAGACAGAGCCCCUGGUCCGUCAGCACCAACAAGUCCUGGAGACUAAGGGACCAAAUCAUGAAGGGACAACUCAGACUCAAGUCUCAGAAUCGCAAAAUGAACUGACUUCUAACAUCAUUCAAACCCAGUGUGGACAUAGAUUCAAAUUCCCCCAAAACAGGCAGGACACUAUUGCCUAUGUCACCCAAACCCAACAUGGAAUAUUUAAAAACGUCAUUGAUAGCCGACAUGCACCAACGGCUCGAGUGACUCAAACUCACGAUGAACGGACUGUUGAUGCCGUCCCUGACCCGUGUGUACUGACCACUAAGUCUAUGGCCAGUCCUUAUAGACACUCCUCCACUACCACUACUGCCAUCCCCAGUGUGAGAAGAAAUACCAUUGGUCUUAGACACAGGUAUGACGUAGAGGGGACUGACCCUACCCCUGUUUCUCAGGCGAAACACACAGACACCUCAGUCAGAGACGCAGCACAUCAGGACCCUGACCUCGCUCAGUUAACAGGGUCAAUGGUUACUCAGGUGACUCAGCAGCCCUUCGAGAGCCAAUCAGAAACAUCCAUGGCCACUGCCACCUCAGACGGUGUCCAAUCACAAUCCCAGGAUGCUAAGGGAGCCAAUGAGACUACACCAGGACGUGGUGGUGCCUUGGAGCUGAGGCUUUCACCUGAGGGCGGACCAACCCAGCAGAGGGAAACCGAAUCUGUGGAACAGAGCUGGCUGACUCCGAGCCUACCAGAACUGAGCCCACAGCGGGCACAGGAAUGCCCAGAGGUCUCCAGCCCUGACAGGGAGAGGGACCGGUCAUACCCAUGUGUGGGCGAAACCCUUGAGUGCCACACCCUGGUCCGAGGUCUGCGUUCCUACGACAACCUAUCCCCUCCUCCCACCCCUGCCACAACACUUUCCAGAGCCCCACCCAGCCUCUGCUCCAAGUGGAGGAAAGCGAAGCAGGCGGAGACUCCAGGGGCUGGUUCUGGGUCUCCAAUGGGGAAAGAGGACUCUCGGGGCGGGGGGAAGUCUCCUGUUGUCCGAGGUGGGGCUAAGCGGGGCUUGGUACCCCGUGCAGGUCUACCGAACAAUACUGCUAUCCAUAGGGUGCGUUCUAUUACCAAACCGGAGACACAGACACCCACCAGCCCCGUUUCAAAUCCUAAUUUACAGACUAUACCACGUUCCACUCACCUUGCGUCCCCGUCCAUACCCAGCGCCUCCAUACGCUCCUCCCCCAUCACACGCCCUACUACUACCCAGACAGAGGUGAAGCGGCGCGGUAGCACCAGGAGUGAGAGGAGCCAGGCUGUGGGUGAGAACCAGCAGCAGACCCCAGGGAAACCCACCUUGACCCGCCGGGCAUCAGAGAGAGCUGGGCUGGGGCUUGGACCAGAGAGGGAGAGGACUUCUAGCACCAGCACCACUAGUAGUACAGCUACUACCCAGCCAGCCUUUGUCAGAGGCUCUCCUCUCAGGGUCACCAAACGUCUUGCCCCCACCUCCAACUCUGAGACCCAACACUCCUCUCAGCCCCGCUCCACACACAGCCCCUCCUCUGCUACAGCUAAAACCAUCCGUACAGCUGUUACAGCUGCGUCCAGGACUAAAACAACCAAGACGAGCCCCGGCACAGAGCCCUCUAGAGCUGCUGUCUCUGCCUGCAAAACCCCCACAGCAACACGGAUACCUGGACCUAAAAUGGCCCGUCCUGCCUCCUCGCCCAUGUGGAAGUGAUCGUGGGAGAUCAUACCACUUUUUCAGUCUUCUGUCCAUAUGCCUCGGUGUGUUUAUGUUUGUGUCCACUGUACAUGUAUGUGGGUAUCAAUAAAGGACUUGGUGAAUUGUACCAGACCUCUCUGUUCUGGAGGGGUAGGCAGUUACUGGUCCAUGCAGACUCUAUUGAGCUUGUCCAGAAUCGAUGGGGUGUUUUCACUUGGGUCUGUCUUAUUGUAAAGUGCAAUUAAGGGCAUACGAAGUACCUGCCAUACUCGCUCUUGUCUGGCAGGAAGAUGACAAAGGAUGUCAUAAGGUGAAUGCACCAAUUUGUAAGUCGCUCUGGAUAAGAGCGUCUGCUAAAUGACUUAAAUGUAAAUGUAAGAACUGCAACUCGAACAAAAUGGCUGCCACUACAUCACUCUACAUUUACUAUGUUUUGCAAAUGGACAGUAGGUGUACUGUCACUGUAGAUAGAAUUGUCUUCUGUUCUACACUCUACCUCCAUCCACUAGUGUCCUGUCCAUGCAACAGGGAACUUCAAGGAGAUACUCUAAACACCUCACACCCAACCUGGACUUUGUCAAGCUACUGAAAUGGGUGCCUCAUUUGUUGUUCAAGAAAAUCAUUUGUUUAGAAUAAUUUGCCACUGCGGCCUCCUCUGUGCCUUGGUCUUCCAACAGAUCACUCUCAUCAGUCUUUUUAGGUUUUAUGUUGUAUGUUGAAAAUGGCGUGUUCGUCUUCAAAGGUUAUUUUAUUUUACUUUACCUGCAUCCCAAAUUGCACCCUAUUCCCCAUAUAGUGCACAACCUUUGACCAGGGCCCCCAAACAGCUCUGGUCCAAAUGAGUGCACUAUGUAGGGAAUAAUUUCCCUCUGUGUUUUGAGCGGCCAUUCUUAGAACUGUAUUUCUACACCUGUUGUGCUGUUUCAUUAGAUGCAUGGACCAAACUCAGAUUGAAUAGAUGUAAUUUCACUUUUGUUGUUUUCUCACCUUGGGCUAUCGAUUUGCCCAAUCAGCAAUCAAUCGGUAUGAUAUCGAAUUGAUUAUUGGUAAUUGAGCGAUUUUAUUGGUUAUCCUCAUCUUGAAUGUGCUCUUCAUUCUGACACACUUUAAGUUGCUAGGAUACUCACUGUAAUGUUCUGCUGCUGUUUAUAUCAAAACGAUCAUAAAAUGAACGGCAUGAAUUGUUAUCCAUGGCAACAAUGUGUGUAUUUGUAAAUAACAUAUAAAAUAAAGUUGCAAAUCA